Penicillium salamii is the source of this 2577-nucleotide messenger RNA. The record is from the annotation of a GenBank genome assembly. NCBI's taxonomy places the organism in Eukaryota, Fungi, Ascomycota, Eurotiomycetes, Eurotiales, Aspergillaceae.
AUGGGCUCCGAAAUGGAUACCUUUGCGGCCCGCCUGGCCAGUUUUGACAUAGUUUUGAAGCCGGAGAAGCGCAGAUCUUCUGGUACAAAAUCGCCAAAGGCCGUCUCAUGGCCACACCAGCGACCUUCGCCAGCUGAGUUGGCGCACGCCGGAUUCUACUACAAACCGUAUGAGACGAAUCCCGAUAACACAACAUGUUUCGAGUGUCAUCGAGCGCUGGAUGGCUGGGAGGAGGACGACAACCCCGUCACAGAACAUCUCAAGCAUGCACCCGACUGCGGAUGGGCCAUCAUGAUGGACAUCCAGCAAAACAGCUCGAACCCCGCCUCGAUCGAAGACCCAACAAGCGAUCGCAUUACGCAGGCACGAUACUCAACUUUCGGGUCAGCAUGGCCUCAUGAUGGCAAACGUGGCUGGGUAUGCCAGUCACAGAAGAUGGUCGAAGCAGGGUGGUACUUCUGCCCAACUGACGAGAGUAAUGAUCUGGCCAGUUGUGUUUACUGCAAACUAUCUUUAGACGGCUGGGAGCCCAAAGAUGAUCCAUUUGACGAACACUACCGCCGCUCUUCCGACUGCUCCUUCUUUGUUUUUGCCCAGCCCCCAGGUAAAAAGGGCAAGGGCUCCAAAGCUAAGAAACCUCGAGUCUCCAAAGCCUCUUCUCGACUUUCGACGCAAUCUGUCACAUCAGAAGCCCCCGAGAUGGAUAUGGACGACUCAAUGGACCAAAGUAUACUGUCCCAAGCCACCACGAAAUCAAAGUCCACAAAGAAAGCGACCAAAGGCAAAUCAAAGGCUAGCAAGACCAAACAAGAAGAGCCAACAGAGACAGAAACCCAAGAUGGGAUCGAUGUCGAGGAAGCUGCACAGCCAGAACCUUCGAAACCCAAGCGCGGCGCAAAAGGAAAGAAGCGAGCGAGCGAGGAUAUCAAGGAUGAACCAGAGCCCACCUACGGAGAGGAAGAACCCUCACAACCUCCGGUGGAGCCUCCUGCGAAGAGACGAGCAACGAAAACGCGAAGUAGCAGUGUCGCUCGGAAAUAUGAUUACGAGCACAGUGAUUCUGUCAUGGCAGAUGCAGACCCCGUAGGUGAUGUGGCCUCUGACGAUGAGCCCAAACGGGGUCGAAAACCUGCCAAAAAGGCCUCGCGGUCCCGCAAGGCGUCCGAUGUGUCUGCUUCAUCAAAGGCUCAAUCUAUGCCCCAGGGACCACCUGACUCGGAAAUUGAUGCUCAAAUUGAAGCCGGACUGCAAGAGGAUAUUCCUGAACCCGCUGAGGAUGAGCCUGAGCAACCAAAGCCAUCCUCAAAGAAGACUAAAUCGAGCAAAAAGUCCAAAGCUUCGGCUAAAUCACCCGAGCCAGUUGAACAGCAAGAAACAGAGGAUUUCGAAGAAAGCGAUGGGCGUCCAGGCCAUGAGGAUGUGGUGGCCAUUGACGAUGAACCCGAAGUGUUUGAGCCACCCGCCCCAAAGGCUAAAGCGGCUAAGGGAUCCAAAAAGAAGAGUACCAAAAAGGCUAAAGCCCAAGAGACCGUGGAGCCACAAUCACCGGAGGCUCGUCAGUCACCUGACGCCGCGGUCGAAGAGGAUAACGGGUACGAGUCAGGACACCACGAAUCCCUUGUCGCUGUUGAAAUCAUCAGCAAGAACCCCGACCCUAAGCCCGCCGCCGAAGAACAGGUGGCUAAGCCUGAGAAGAAAAGUUCCAAGAAAAAAGAGGCCUCAGCCAAAGAGAAGAAGUCCAAGAAAUCGGAAAAGAAGGUGGAGCAGCCACCAGUGCCUCAACCCCCAGUGGAAGAGCCUCAUGAUGUCGAGUCUCCGAUGGAUGAGCAAGAUGAUGAGUUCGACGAGGCAGAUGACUUGCCUGACCAGCUCGAGUUAGUCAACCCGCCUCGUCAGCCUUCUCCUGCCCCCCGGGAGCCUUCAAUUCAACCAGAGUCUUCCCCUCAACCACAGUCCUCGCAUCGCAAGAAGUCGAGUCUGCCACCUAAAACCGCGAAGCGGUACAGCGACAUUCCCCAGGAAGAGCACCUUACGGAGAAUUUGAUCAACCAAAGCUCCCCCCAAGUACAAGAGCCUCGGCGAACCUCCCAACGAUCGAACCAGGCACUCUCUCCGCCCCCACACCAAAGCACACCAUCUCCUUCUCCUCAAUCAUCGGAUGCUGAGAAUCGGCCUCCUUCAUCCCGGCCUUCUUCAGCAAGACCUCCAGUUCAAUCAACGCCCAAACACCCUGAAUUCCGUGCGGCUGUCACAGCCAGCACCCCAUCGCCAUCUAAACGCAACCCCAAUGCUGGGUUCGGACCUUCUGGCCAUCCAUGGACUCCUGUCGAUAUCGACGAGGCACUCUUUGGAGAGGCCAGUGACAAGGAGAACGCCGAUCUCUCUGAUCUGUUCAAAGGCGUGAAAGGCGGAUUGACCAGCCCCGAAAAGAAGAUGACCGUUCAAGAAUGGAUCACAUGGAAUGCAAAGAACAGCGAAGACCGACUCAAGAGAGAAUGUGAACGGCUGGUCGGUCAGUUCGAAAAAGAAGGUGCCCGAGCAUUACGGCGGAUCGAAGCAAUUGAAUGCAUCGACUAA